AUGGCUUCAGUACCACAUGGCCUACCUCCUCUAGCAUCCACAUCUCUUCUCGGUUUGCAGCGGACGUCGGACCGGCUGGAGCAGCACGCGACUAUAACAAGGGAGAAGCGUCUCAGUCAGCACCAGCAAGCAACUAUGAAGUCCAGUGGAGAAGGCACCACUCUCGUCGAAGUAGUCAAUUCGCUUGCACACCGGGGCAGCGACGACCUUACGGCCUCCCGGGUAACCGAUACGGACUAUGCUAGCCUGCUGGAGUGGAUUCGGUGCGAGAGGAUGAAGAAGCUGCCGCCCGAGGGGAGUAGUUAUGACAAGGCCCUUGUGUGGGCGGCCUUGUUUGUCGAGCGUGUACAUUCUUUCGAUUCAGGGAUCGAGCAGUUCGCGGGCGACAGCCACCUCGCUGCUCAGAUGUCUUACGGAUACUGUGCGAGUCUGCUUGAGUUGGGCGAGUCAAACGCCCAGGCCCUUAUGGACCUGUUUGGCUUUUUUUACCGUUGCUCAGCAGGUCUGGGCAACCUGCUGGAUCGUGCAGAGCUAUUUGUGGUCUCUUCCGAUAUCAAGGACCAGCUUAUUCUCGCGUUGGCCGACUUGGUGACCCUCGUUGUCUGUGUGGCCACACACUUCCACCGGUUGCUACUUUCCUCGGAAUCGGUCUCAGUAGAUAUCUAUAGUACCUUUCCUAGUCCGAUCAACAGUUUCCGUGGUCGCUGCGAGCACGCAUCAGAACUUAUGUGGCGUCACCAAUUGACGCGAGAGGGGUUUAAUGGCGAUAAAGCUGUUGGAAUCAAUACACUCAAAGACUGGCUGCAGCCUGAAGACCCGACACUCGCUCACAUAGAGGCCAUGGCUCCCUCAGCCCACGAGCGCGAGGAGGGCACCUGUAUGUGGGUGAAACCUUUCCUGACGCGGUUCUUGAAAGGCGAGCAGCAGGUGCUCUCUAUCAUCGGCAAGCCGGGCUCCGGCAAGACGGUCUUGUCGACUGUGAUCAACGAUUACCUACAGCAUCCCGUAGGAGGGACGAGGUAUACGUCCAUUCUGGCACCUAUCAAUGGUCGGAUUCCUGCCAGGACGGCCCCGAGCGCUGUGAUCAAGGGGAUAUUGUCCCAAAUGUUCAACAAACACCUCGGCAAUGUGCAGUUGUACCAGGUUUUGGCUGAUGCUUACAAUCAGAGCCAGCGUACUAUCGACGAAGCAUCAUUUGACGAUCUGCUUUGGAAUGCCCUGACACAUGCCCUUCAGGCCAGUCUAGCGAGCGCUAGGGAGCUGGUUCUGGUUGUCGACGGUGUUGACGAGGCCAGCUGCGCGGAGAGAGCCUUGUUGCACCGACUUCAUGAGGCGGCGUCCAAAAACCCCUCCAUGAAGCUGAUCACACUCGCAUCUCAGGAAGUGGACUCAAUUGUCUCUCAGACGACGGUGCGAGCCACGCUGGGGCUCAUAUUCGAUGACGUUGCCGCAGUCACCCGCAGGAUCCUUCACCAGAGCCACGCCUUUAACACCAUGUCUGACGAAGACCAAGAGUUGACGGUGGCCCGUAUCACAGAGGCGUCUGAUGGUUCCUUCCUCUGGGCAAAGCUGGCCGCCAAGCGCGUGCGCGAUGAACACCUGCCGAAUAAGUCCGCGCUUUCCAAGUCUGUUGAGAGCAUCGUGAAAGCGGGAUACAAAAUCACCGACCAUGUUUCACACACCUUGCAGCCCAAGCUCGACGAGGAUACGAAGAAGAUUCUUGUCUGGCUGGCCACCGCGAGUCGCCCUCUCUCCCAGCAGGAAUUGGCCGCUCUUCUCUCCAUGCAGCCCAGCAAGGCUGAAGUCACGGAGCACGGCGACAUUGACCUCCUUCAAGUACUGAAACCGGUCGCCUCGCUUGUGUUCUUCCAAAACAACUUGGUCUAUCUUAGGCACGAGCAGGUGCGUGUUGCUAUUUUGGACGUCUUCUCCAAGGGUAAACUCCUGCCCGUGAUCAAGGAUCGGAAUGUGGACUUUGCCCAAAGACUCCUAUUAUACGCAAAGCACAGUGUGACCGACAGCCACGAGCCCUCUUUGGACCCACUGAACGGGCGGGUGACAGAACACUUACUGGAGAAUCAUCCCCUGCUAGAUUUUGCGCUUCGAUACUGGCCAAGUUAUGUCAACAUUGCGUUUGGGUGCACCAACGACCAAGAGGUCACUACAGCGGGCAAGAGUUUGCGAUCUGUCUUCCCCACCAGCCCUACUGUGCCACUUCUAGAGAUGACCGUGUGGGCGAGCAAGACGACUCCGUCGCUCCGGUCCAUUCACAGGAUUCAAACAUUACUGUACCGCGAAAUUCUGAACAGUAACCAUCCAGCCACUCUGCAGGCCAUAAUCUCCCAGGCGCUGUUCCACAGACAGAUCUACACCAGUGUGCCUGCCGAGAGCGGCCAAAUUUUCUACGAGGCGGCGAUAAUUUGCCAGAAGAUGCUAUCCGUCCGACAUCUCAUCACUAUGCAGAUGGCACAGUUCUUCUUGGAGAGCACGGCUGAACAAGUAACUGAGUCUAAGACGGAAGUCAUGACCCGGCGUGUCGAAAUCCUCCAACUACUAGUGGAAUGCUAUAAGGUCCACUAUGGGGGGACAAGCGUUAUGGUCACCUCCACACUGACGCAGUUGUCCGAGCAUUAUGCUUCCAUAAAAGAGCACCGCAAAGCCCAGGAGAUCACUAUGUCCCUAGAGGGUUCCGCCACCGACAGUACAACCCAGCGGAAAGGGUCUAGACAGGUGGACGAUUCUUUACUGGUUCACCUCCACAGCCGGAAAGACACGCCGACAGAGACUGGUACCAGCCUGGCUUUGGAUGGGAUCGAGGUGGAUGAGUUGAUUACUUGGUCCUUUGACCUGGAGACUCACUUGGCCGAAGCCGAGCGACAGAAGACAGAGCAUCACAUUACAGAAGCCGAACAGACGUAUGUGGAGCUCUGGCAGCAGGCUAGCCAGGAGUAUCGGCUUAAUCACUCUACUGAGCACAAGCUCACCAUGUUGCGAGCUGUUCUCGCGUAUGCUAAAUUCCUCGAAGGCCAGAAGAGAAACACUGAAACAGCCUCGAUCGUUGCCGGGUUUUGGGAAGAGUACGAGAAAACCGCCCCCAGCCCUGAAGCCUUGGUGCCACAUUUGCUGGAGCUUGCUCAGGUCAUGAAGUCCGUGGGGCUGUCCGUGUUGGCCAUCGAAGUCUACAAACACUGCGCACAAAAUACUAGCAGCCAAAGUGCCAUCCACAAAGACGUGGAAAAGUACAUCCAGUCCACCUCUCUGGAAGUGAUACGCUCACAAUCCUUGGUGACGGAGUCCACCCUCAAGGAAACUGUAUACAGCGCAUCCAGUGCGGAGCAGGUUUCCACCACAGCGACAACAUCACUGAUCGAAAUGUACCUGUCUCAACACCGGUGGCAUGACGCUACGAGUGUGUUAAAACGAGUGCUGCGAAUUGUUUGGCCGUCGUUGUUUGCGCCCUCGCUCGAAGAAGUCGCCCUGCCAUCCACCCAAGUUGAAUACUGUAUUGAACUCGCAGAGCAUCUCGCCGACUGCUAUCGCUCCCGCCGUCGCCCGACUAAGGAAGAGGAUAUACGGACCCGGGUUUAUCGUGCAGCUCGACGCGAUCGGCCUGCGUGCGGAUAUCAAACCUUGGAGCGAGUCACAACGAACCUUCUUCGUCUAUACGAGCGUACCUCUCAAACCGACAAGGUCAUCACCAUCCACCAGAAUUUACUCCAAGAUUACACCAAGCGAUUUGGCGGGGAACAUCCCAUUGUGAUCCAAAAGCUUUGGACCCUGGCGAGACUGACGCGCCCGCAGCCUAUCGCAAUGGAUUACUACCGCCAGAUCAUCCAUAUUCUGAACAAGGACUCAGAGACCUGUCACCCGGAUGCCUUCGAGCCCCUCCUGAUUGUGGCAACCGAGCUAUUGAAACAAGGCCGUUACGCGGACGCGCUGAAGCCCUGCCGGGUGUUGUUCAUGACCCUGCAGAGCCCUACGAUCAACCCGAAAUUGCAGGAUCAGGCAUUUGUUCAAAGCAUCUAUGAACGUUACGUGCACUGCCUACGCGUGGCUCGCAGUGACAUCACCGUCAUUCAUGACGUGACGGUGAAAUAUCGCAAAGCGUGCAUUAGCCUCUUCGGUGCGAACGCGUCAAUCACCAUUCAGGCAACUAACACGCUGGCAAACAUCUGCCAACAGUCCAAGAAAUAUGACACGGAAGCGAUCCAGCUCUACGAAGAGCUCUUGAGGGUCAAAAACAGUGAAGUUGAAAUCGACCAUCAGGACAUCCGCGCCAUUCUGGAGGCUAUCUAUGAGCAACAGAAUGCCUCCUUGACCGCUUUAAAAGUGGAGAACAUGUCGACAAAGGAGCUACAGAAGGUGGAGUCUAUUCGCACCCAACGACUGACAUCCAUCCGCUCCAGCUAUGGAUGGGCACACGAAGAAGCCCUGUCCCAGAUGGAGGAGAUUGUCUCACUAUAUGCCAAACAAAACAAGGCGCAAGCUGCUAUCUCGCUGCUGGAGGAAGCAACGGUGCAAGUACUGUCCACUGAGACAUCCUCUAUCAGGCUGACUGCGGCGGCCAAGAGCAUUGCAUCUGGCUAUAUCGCAGCCGGUCAAAUUCAAAAGGCGAGAGAUCUCUCAGACGAGAUUUAUCUCCAGAUUAUGAUCAAGGAUGGGAGAAGUUCCAGUGCCCUUAGCUUGAACCAGAGUUCAAACCACCGGCUGAGCCUUUUCUUCCUGGCUCAAUUCGAACACAUCAUACGGGAAUCCACAAAUGCCUCAACCACGUUGAAUGAGGUCUACGCUGCCCUGACCAAGGAGUAUCUGUACUUUGAGCAGUUCCGCGAAGCCCUAAGCUCAAAGGCUGGCAAACUGCAGGGUACGACGGCCACGGUGGCCCGCCUGCACGCGUUCCUACUCAGCGGCGGUCGUCGGUCGGCUGCCAAUCAGGUGGUGGAUCAGUACACCAGCUUCUUCCUGGCGUCUGAGGGCUCCAGCCUGGAUAUGGACUCCAACCAGGCCAAGGUAUUCACCGAGACGCUCCUUGAGUAUUUUAGCAACCAUGCCUCGCGCAACUUCAUUCGUUCAGUGGCCAUCGCUAGCUACAACCGCGUGGCCCAGCAGCUCGACUCCGGAGAUUACCAGGCAGCCUGCCACCUCGCGUUGGCGGCGACGAAAUAUAUUGCUGCCCACCACGGCUACUCGGAUCAGGCGACAAGCAAGCUGGUGUUUAAGCUUGGCCUACUCAUCGCUGGCCGAGAAAUUGACGCGCCCCCCGCAGCCUCUGUCCAAAAGCAGAUGCUAGGCGUCUCGGCGACGAUUCUGCGUGACACGUUAGGCUAUUUCAAAGAGCACAACAUCGAGCUCGCACAGCUAGAUCUAGCAAACGUCAAUAGCUUGAUCAAGGUUCUCGAUGACCAACACGACUACGACACCUUGGCCUGGGUUCUCACCUCCCUCUGGAACAGCCGGGAUACCUAUACCUUGUUACAGCCACAACAUGCAUAUACACUUGCUCUCGGGCGCAUGCUAGUUAUUACACGAUACCUCGUUGGUGACUACGCAGCUUCCGUUAGGCUCGCAGAAGACCUUGUAUACAACUGCGCUCGUGUCCAUGGGCCCCGCCACCCGAGUACUAUCGAAAUGACCGUGUUACUGUCGCAGAUGUACACCAGCAUGGCUCAAGGCUACCAAGAACAGAAGGGUCGACACGAGCUAGCCUAUCGGUACUAUCGGAAAGCGGCGGCGCUGCAUGAAAAUGCCCUACGCGUGUUCAUCGACCCGUCUUCGGCGUCUACGGGGGAUGUGGACAUGGAGGUCAUCUCUGGCAUGUCAUCACCCUCAUCCUCCGCCAGUCCAGGAGAAAGGGAAGAAGGAAAACAUGUCCGACAGCACUUGCACAUGCUCAAACUUGCCGUCGAGCGCCUUGGAGAUUGGCCUAAGGAUUACUCUGAAUAUGAACGGCUUAACCAAGAUCUGUUUAACACAUUUGCGAAUGACCUAGAGGGGGUUGACGGCAUCGACAAAUGGAAUUUGCAGUCGUUCGGGUCCGGACAGGCUGAGGCAAGUGAUGAUCUGGUUUCCUUUCAUCGCGAGCACCUGGCGAUUGCCAUUUGA
Messenger RNA from Penicillium arizonense, 6102 nucleotides. Its product is annotated as tetratricopeptide repeat protein. The record is from RefSeq and is a predicted model, not a curated record. Bases 1 to 6102 code for a protein of 2033 amino acids. The transcript has 4 exons. NCBI's taxonomy places the organism in Eukaryota, Fungi, Ascomycota, Eurotiomycetes, Eurotiales, Aspergillaceae. Gene Ontology annotation, molecular function: protein binding.